GACUUGCCGUGACGCCAUGUUUUUGUUUCCAUAGAAACGAGGCUCAUAUCGGGUGAAGAAAGGUAGCUUAGCCUAGCUUAGCUUAGCAUAGCCGCUUUAGCUAUGGAUCAGUACAGUAUUCUCGGUAGGAUUGGUGAAGGAGCUCAUGGAAUUGUGUUCAAGGCCAAACACAUCGAGACAGGAGAGACCGUGGCACUCAAGAAAGUGGCCCUACGAAAGCUAGAAGAUGGGAUUCCCAACCAAGCACUGAGAGAAAUUAAAGCUCUUCAGGAAAUUGAAGAUAACCCGUAUGUAGUAAAGCUAAAGGACGUGUUCCCACACGGUACCGGUUUUGUGCUGGUCUUCGAGUACAUGCUGUCGGAUCUGUCGGAGGUUAUCCGGAACUCUCAGAGACCUCUGACUGAGUCUCAGGUCAAGGGCUACAUGAUGAUGUUGCUCAAAGGGGUGGCCUUCUGUCAUGAGAACUCCAUCAUGCACAGGGAUCUGAAGCCUGCAAACCUUCUAAUCAGCUCGACAGGUCAUUUAAAGAUUGCUGAUUUUGGUCUGGCCAGGCUUUUUUCCAACGACGGAGAAAGGCUUUACAGUCAUCAGGUGGCCACAAGGUGGUACAGAUCUCCAGAGCUUCUCUACGGUGCUCGGAAAUACGACGAAGGAGUGGAUCUCUGGGCAGUGGGUUGUAUAUUUGGGGAGCUGUUGAAUAACUCUCCUCUUUUUCCUGGGGAGAAUGACAUCGAGCAGCUUUGCUGUGUGCUCCGUGUCCUGGGAACUCCGAACCAGAAAGUGUGGCCGGAGAUCACCGAGUUGCCAGAUUACAACAAGAUAACAUUUAAAGAUAACCCGCCGAUCCCUUUGGAGGAAAUCGUACCCGAUACGUCCCCUCAGGCCAUCGACCUGCUGAAGAAAUUUCUUGUGUAUCCAUCCAAGCAGAGGAUUAGUGCCAGACAGGCUCUACUACAUCCCUACUUCUUCACAGACCCGCUUCCUGCCCAUCACUCAGAGCUGCCCAUCCCUCAGCGUGGUGGGAAACACUCUCGCCAGCGACUGCAGCCCCCGUACGAGUUCUCGGUGGAGCAGCCUUUGCAAGAGAGCUUAGUGGAUCCCAGUCUGAUCCAACCACACACAUGGGGGUGUUUAUGAGGCCUGCUUCCCACAUCAUGCCCUUUUUUUUUUUUGCACAGAAGCAUCACGCUGAAGCUGACUUUGUAGUUGCGGUUUGCAUAUUUCAAAUAUUCACGAAUAUAUUAUAUGACAUCUGAGAAAAUAUAUACACAAAUAUAUAUAUAUAUAUUUCCUGCUGGUAAUGAAUUAAAUUCAUUACGAAUCGCGACCUCGAGGUUUUAUGUCCGAUAUUGCGAUAUAUAAUGUCAGCUAUAGUGCAUGUAAAGUUGUUUAGAUCCUAAUAAGCGUGUGAUCUUUUAUUCUUUAGAGCACAUUUAAAUAGUGUCAGAACUACCUGAUUUGAAUUUUAAGCUUAACUUCCUGUAAAUAGACCUGCCAGCUCUGCCUCUGUUUUGUUGUCAUUUUUUUUUAAUAUAUAUAUAUAUUUGUUGCAUAUAUACAUACUGUGUAUAUAUAUAUUUUUCAGCUGUGCAUUCACCUCACGAUACUAACAUUACCGUACGAGUUAUUGAACCAAAGCCAGUUUCAUAAUCCUCACAACAGUGGUGGCUCAUGGGAAUCAACGACGCCUUAGAUAACAGCAAACAGCCAGCACAUGACUGAAACCACACCCUGUUUUCUAUAUAGUGCAAUGUCAUCUCGAACAAGGUCAUAGAGAGGAUGCAGCACUCGACUGACUAUAACGUACUGAAGAAACCCUGCUGAAGUUUUUUAUCCUUCUGUCGUUCGGCUUUCUCGUUACUAACGAAUCGUUUUUAUUUGUCCUCAAACAGCCACAUGUUAAAAAUGCAGAUUGUAAAUUUUAAGCAUUAUUCUAGACCUCUUAUAUAAUCGUUAUCGGUUUAGUUUAAAAUCUUAUACGUGACUUGAGGAAGUCUCACUGAUUCCUUCGUUAUCAAGAAAUUAAAGCAGCUCAGCUCUGAAUCUGUUCUGCGAAACAUAAUUCAUCAAAUAUAAAUAGUUUGGAUUGGGGAAGAGGAUGUGUUUUGCUUGCAGGUCGCUUCACAUGUAAUACAGGACGCUCUGUGUAACGGCUACUUUAUCACGCUGUGAUAAUUUUUUUAUUAGAUAAUUCACACACACAAAAAAAGACACACAUUGCAUGCCAAAAUAUCGUUUCAUUAAUCGGUUUAUUGAUAAAAAUGAGCCCCUAGGUCUCCUACACUGGUAUAGUAUUGCACAGCCAAUUCCAUUGUACCUCCUUUUUAUUGUAUCUUGUUCUAUUUUAUUUUACUGUAUUUUUAAAAAAAAAAAGUAUUUUAUUUAAGUGAGCAAUAAACUUAUUUAAAUAGAAAUUUUCAUGUUCACACUUCUACUAUUACAGUAUAAACUGAAUCAAAAGUCAUUACGCUAUUGUCUAGUCAGCUACUAAUGAAUUGAUUUCUUAUAUAAAGUCUACCAUAUAUUUUUAGUUUUAAAUGAUAUAUUUACUAAGUUUACAUGUAUAGGCAGUAUACACACACACACACACACACACACACACACACCCCUUUGAGUUUGUUGGUCAAGUUGUAUUUCUUUUUUAA
Messenger RNA from Tachysurus fulvidraco (yellow catfish), 2645 nucleotides. It is a transcript of the gene cdk20, whose product is annotated as cyclin-dependent kinase 20. The record is from RefSeq and is a predicted model, not a curated record. Bases 103 to 1137 code for a protein of 344 amino acids. NCBI's taxonomy places the organism in Eukaryota, Metazoa, Chordata, Actinopteri, Siluriformes, Bagridae. Gene Ontology annotation, biological process: protein phosphorylation. Gene Ontology annotation, molecular function: ATP binding; cyclin-dependent protein serine/threonine kinase activity. Gene Ontology annotation, cellular component: nucleus. The transcript is spliced from 8 exons.